This is a messenger RNA of Bacillus rossius redtenbacheri, 977 nucleotides long. It is a transcript of the gene amx, whose product is annotated as TM2 domain-containing protein almondex. Bases 75 to 836 code for a protein of 253 amino acids. NCBI's taxonomy places the organism in Eukaryota, Metazoa, Arthropoda, Insecta, Phasmatodea, Bacillidae. The transcript has 6 exons. The record is from RefSeq and is a predicted model, not a curated record.
CAUACAACUCGCCUCAUUGGUGUAGUUUUGAUGUUUCCUGCUUGGGACAUUACAGUUCUGUACUUCUAACAUAUAUGCUCGAAGGUUCUGUAACAAUAUGUCUAUGUACGACGUAUGAAACAAUUGAAAUUGUUUACAAAUGUUUGAUUUCGUACGUCAUGUUACGUGUCGACGUCGGUUGUAUAUAUAUUUUGAUAUUUUGUUUUUUGGUAAAUGGGGUUGAAUAUUCGGAAACAGGUGAUGACAACUCACCAAAUACGAGUUUCGUGAAUGUGCAGUUUUUUCAAGCCAGCCCCGCACAGUGUCCCUCGGGAGUGGAGUGCCGCCGCCUGGGCGGGGCAUGCAUCGACUGCUCGCCCAGCUUCAACCACAGCUGCGUCUACGGCAAGCGCCUGAACGUCACCUGCCGCGCCAAGGACACCGCCGUCUGCACUGGCCCACGGGAGUUUGUGCGCGCGGUGCGCUGCCAGUACUGCUACCAGACGGAGAAGUGGGAGCACAAGUGCGAGCUGUCGCCCAACUGCAAGUCCGCGGACUCCCCUCGCAAGUACUAUCUGACCAACUGCACGGUGCGCAGCGCGGUGGUGUGCCUCGGCAACAGGGUGUUCCAGAAGAAGCAGCUGUGCAACUGGACCAGCGGGUACCACUGGAGGACCACGCUCAUCCUCAGCAUCAUGCUGGGGGGCUUCGGCGUCGACAGGUUCUACCUCGGCUACUGGCAGGAAGGACUGGGCAAGUUCUUCAGCUUCGGUGGUCUGGGCGUGUGGACACUCAUUGACGUGAUCCUCAUCGGCCUGCACUACCUGGGGCCGGCAGACGGCUCCCUCUACUUGUGAUCGUGUUCCUACUCUUACAAACAUUUUAUUUAUACAUUAUAUAAGAUGAUACAGUUAGAACAAUAAACAGUUGGCUGUUAACCUCUUGUCCACACGGUUCCUUUUCCAUGACUCAUUAAAUAAGGUUUGCAGUGAAGAAAA